GGCGGCUGGCUGGUCAUUCCCUAACUCACUCUGUUCAGACGCAGGGAGGAGACACCUGUUGCAGAGCUCUCGGCUUCUUCUUCCGCUUCAGACACAGUGGGUGAAAAUGGGAGCCGGUGGCCGAACCUCCGUUCCGCCUGCCCAGAGGAAGUCAGAGACUGAGACUGUGAAGAGAAGCCCGGUGGAGCAGCCCCCGUUCACAGUGGGCCAGAUCAAGAAAGCCGUGCCGCCUCACUGUUUCAAGCGUUCUGUGUUGCGCUCAUUCUCCUAUGUCUUUUACGACCUCACCAUAGCCUUCAGCCUCUAUUAUGUGGCCACCCAUUACUUCGAUCUCCUCUCACGGCCUCUCUCUUUUUUGGCCUGGCCAAUCUACUGGGCUCUUCAGGGCUGCGUCCUCACCGGCGUCUGGGUGAUCGCUCACGAGUGCGGCCACCACGCCUUCAGCGACUACCAAUGGCUUGAUGACACCGUUGGCUUCGUUCUCCACUCCUCCCUUCUCGUCCCCUACUUCUCAUGGAAAUACAGCCAUCGCCGUCAUCACUCUAAUACCGGAUCUCUUGAGCGCGAUGAAGUUUUCGUGCCAAAGAAAAGGUCUGGUCUUAGCUGGUACUCCAAAUACCUUAACAAUCCACCAGGCCGAGUCCUAACCCUUACCGUUACCCUCACUCUUGGCUGGCCUCUCUACCUAGCCUUUAACGUUUCAGGAAGGCCUUAUGCUCGUUUUGCUUGCCACUAUGACCCACACGGUCCCAUCUACUCAGAUCGCGAGCGGCUUCAAAUAUACUUAUCAGAUGCAGGGGUGCUCGCUGUGUGCUAUGGGCUUUACCGUCUUGUCGUGGCGAAUGGACUUGCCUGGGUUGUGUGUGUUUAUGGAGUGCCAUUGUUGGUGGUCAACGGAUUUUUGGUGUUGAUCACUUAUUUGCAGCAUACUCACCCUGCAUUGCCACACUAUGAUUCCUCCGAGUGGGACUGGUUGAAGGGAGCUUUAGCCACGGUAGACAGAGAUUAUGGUAUACUGAACAAGGUUUUCCAUAACAUUACAGACACCCAUGUGGCGCAUCAUCUGUUCUCCACGAUGCCUCAUUAUCACGCGAUGGAGGCUACAAAGGCAAUCAAGCCAGUUUUGGGAGAGUAUUAUCAGUUUGAUGGAACGCCUGUGUACAAGGCAAUGUGGAGGGAGGCGAAGGAAUGUAUUUACGUUGAGCCAGAUGAAAGUGCUGCGACUAAAGGUGUAUUCUGGUACAAGAACAAGUUCUGAUUUGAUUAGGAAGCUUUCCUUUCCCGAGAAUUUAGGCUAUGUUUCGUCUCCAAUUGGAACUGUGCAACUGUGUAACCUUAGAUUUGCCUUUGAAUAAUUUUACUGUUUCAUAGAUGUAGGAAGAAGACAUGGCUCGUCUCCGUGGUCUUGGCCUGUGUUCUUAAUUUGCCUGAUCUCACAAAUUUGUGCCAAUUGGUCCAUCCGAUGAACCCAAGUCUCAUACGUUAUUUAAGAUAGUUGCUUAUUUUCAUUUCGUAUGCUAAACGUCUCGGGCUUGACUCGUAUCACUGGAAUCAUGCUUUCUUCGGCUCUGGAGCAAGAUAAUACGAUGCAAUUUUCUUUCUUCGUCGGCGUGAGAAGGUAGAUGAUGGUUAUGUAAUUAUCAGCAAUCUGAUUGGAUCGGAAUACAUUUUUGAAAUAAAA
Molecule: messenger RNA, 1681 nt
Organism: Neltuma alba
Lineage: Eukaryota; Viridiplantae; Streptophyta; Magnoliopsida; Fabales; Fabaceae
Product: omega-6 fatty acid desaturase, endoplasmic reticulum isozyme 2
Exons: 2
Coding region: 107-1258 (383 amino acids)
Biological process (GO): lipid metabolic process
Molecular function (GO): oxidoreductase activity, acting on paired donors, with oxidation of a pair of donors resulting in the reduction of molecular oxygen to two molecules of water
Source: RefSeq, a predicted model, not a curated record